This is a messenger RNA of Vicia faba (fava bean), 846 nucleotides long. The record is from the annotation of a GenBank genome assembly. Lineage: Eukaryota; Viridiplantae; Streptophyta; Magnoliopsida; Fabales; Fabaceae.
AUGUCAGGUUUGUAUAAUCAGAAUUUCUCUCAUGCUAGAGCUGCUUCUCCUCAGAUUAGAACCAGCUCAGAAGUUGACAGUCAGUAUCUAUCAGAGUUGCUGGCAGAACAUCAGAAACUUGGACCUUUUCUGCAAGUGCUUCCUAUAUGUAGCCGUCUUUUGAAUCAAGAAAUAUUGAGAGUUUCUGGAAUGUUGUCCAACCAAGGUUUUGGUGACUUAGAUAGACUGCAGCAUAGAAGUCCUAGUCCUAUGACUUCUUCAAACCUCAUGUCUAAUGUCUCUGCGACGGGAAUCGGUGCAUGGAAUAGUCUUCAGCAGGAGAGAAUAAUUGGACCCGCUGGAAUGAAUAUGGACUGGCAAAGUGCACCCGCAAGUCCUAGUUCAUUCACCGUGAAGAGAAUAUUGCGCUUGGAAAUUCCAGUAGAUACAUUCCCCAACUUUAAUUUUGUUGGAAGACUUCUGGGACCAAGAGGCAAUUCUUUGAAACGCGUAGAAGCUACUACUGGUUGCCGCGUGUAUAUUAGAGGAAAAGGAUCGAUAAAAGAUCCGGACAAGGAAGAAAAGUUACGAGGAAGACCAGGCUAUGAGCAUCUCAAUGAACCUCUACACAUAUUGAUUGAGGCUGAUUUGCCUGCUAAUGUUGUUGACUUAAGGCUCAGACAGGCUCAAGAAAUCAUAGAAGAAUUACUCAAACCUGUGGAUGAGUCAGAAGACUUUAUUAAGAGGCAGCAGUUGCGGGAAUUAGCUCUUCUGAAUUCAAAUUUCAGAGAAGAGAGUCCAGGGCCAAGUGGCAGUGUGUCCCCAUUCAAUUCAAGUGGAAUGAAACGUGCAAAACCGGGUCGCUAA